This is a messenger RNA of Molossus molossus (Pallas's mastiff bat), 3498 nucleotides long. RefSeq names its product microtubule associated monooxygenase, calponin and LIM domain containing 1 (gene MICAL1). NCBI's taxonomy places the organism in Eukaryota, Metazoa, Chordata, Mammalia, Chiroptera, Molossidae. The record is from RefSeq and is a predicted model, not a curated record. The transcript has 25 exons. Bases 169 to 3378 code for a protein of 1069 amino acids. Gene Ontology annotation, molecular function: protein binding; FAD binding.
GGGGGUGCGCUUCUGGGGACAUGCGACCCUGGGCGCUCGGAAGCCCCUCCUGAUCGGUCCCACCGCCUUCCCUUGCCCCCGCCCCGCUCAGCCCCUCUCCAGACUUCCCCGUCCGCACCACGUGCUUCUGCCCAGCUGCUGCCUCCCUUGAGAGACCCAGGGGCCUCCAUGGCCUCACCCACGACCACCAACCCAGCACAUGCCCAUUUUGAGAGCUUCCUGCAGGCCCAGCUGUGUCAGAAUGUGCUGAGCAGCUUCCAGGGGCUCUGCCAGGCCCUGGAGCUGGAGCCUGGUGGGGGGCUGCCCCAGUACCACAAGAUUAAGGCCCAGCUCAACUACUGGAGUGCCAAGUCACUGUGGGCCAAGCUGGACAAGCGAGCAGGCCAGCCUGUCUACCAGCAGGGCCAAGCCUGCGCCAACACGAAGUGCCUGGUGGUGGGUGCUGGACCUUGUGGUCUUCGGGCUGCAGUGGAGCUGGCACUGCUGGGGGCCCGUGUGGUCCUGGUAGAAAAGCGCACCAAGUUCUCUCGCCACAAUGUGCUCCACCUCUGGCCCUUCACCAUCCAUGACCUUCGGGCACUCGGUGCCAAGAAGUUCUAUGGGCGUUUCUGCACAGGCACCCUGGACCACAUCAGCAUCCGGCAGCUUCAACUGCUUUUGUUGAAAGUGGCAUUACUGCUGGGGGUGGAAAUUCACUGGGGUGUCACUUUCACUGGCCUCCAGCCCCCUCCCAAAAAGGGGAGUGGCUGGUGUGCCCAGCUCCAGCCCAAUGCCCCUUGCCAACUGGCCAACUAUGAAUUUGAUGUCCUCAUCUCUGCAGCUGGAGGUAAAUUCGUCCCUGAAGGCUUUACAGUGCGAGAAAUGCGUGGCAAACUGGCUAUUGGCAUCACGGCUAACUUUGUGAAUGGGCGCACCGUGGAAGAGACACAGGUGCCCGAAAUCAGCGGUGUGGCCAGGAUCUACAACCAGAGCUUCUUCCAGAGUCUGCUCAAAGCCACAGGCAUCGAUCUGGAGAACAUUGUAUACUACAAGGACGACACACAUUACUUUGUGAUGACAGCCAAGAAGCAGUGCCUGCUGCGUCUGGGGGUGCUACGUCAGGACUGGCCAGAGACCGACCGGCUGCUGAGCAGUGCCAAUGUAGUGCCUGAGGCUCUGCAGCGCUUUGCCCGGGCAGCUGCUGACUUCGCCACCCAUGGCAAGCUCGGGAAGCUGGAGUUUGCCCGAGAUGCCCGUGGGCGGCCUGACGUCGCUGCUUUUGACUUCACAAGCAUGAUGCGGGCAGAUAGCUCUGCUCGUGUGCAGGAGGAGCAUGGUGUCCGCCUGCUGCUGGGGCUAGUGGGGGACUGCCUGGUGGAGCCUUUCUGGCCCCUGGGCACUGGAGUGGCCCGGGGCUUCUUGGCAGCCUUUGAUGCUGCCUGGAUGGUGAAGCGGUGGGCAGAGGGCGCUGAGCCCCUAGAAGUGUUGGCAGAGCGUGAGAGCCUGUACCAGCUCCUGUCACAGACGUCCCCAGAAAACAUGCACCGCAAUGUGGCCCAGUAUGGGCUGGACCCAGCCACCCGCUACCCCAACUUGAACCUCCGAGCUGUGUCUUCCAAUCAGGUGCGAGACCUGUAUGACGUGAUGGCCAGGGAGUCUGUGCGGAGGAAGAGCGACAGCACGGAUUCAAGAAAGCCUGACAGCGGGUCGGUGGUCACAAAGGAAGAACUGCUACGCUGGUGCCAGGAGCAGACGGCUGGGUAUCCUGGUGUCCAUGUCACCAACCUUUCUUCCUCCUGGGCUGAUGGGCUGGCUCUAUGUGCCCUGGUGAACCGGAUGCGGCCUGGCCUACUGGAACCCUCAGAGCUGCAGGGGAUGGGGGCUCUGGAAGCAACUGGUUGGGCGCUGAAGAUGGCAGAUCACGAACUGGGCAUCACACCCGUGUUGUCAGCACAGGCAGUGGUGGCAGGAAGUGACCCACUGGGCCUCAUCGCCUACCUCAGCCACUUUCACAGUACCUUCAAGGGCACACCCCACAACCCAGGCCCUGUCAGCCAAGGCUCUCCGGGGACCUCCAGUGCUGUACUAUUCCUGGGCAAACUGCAGAGGACCCUGCAACGGACCCGGGCCCAGGAAAAUGGGGAGGACACAGGUGGCAAGAAGCUACGCCUGGAGGUAGAGGCUGUGACCCCCAGUACUGAGGAGCCAGCUGUCCCAGAAUCUGGUGUACCCCUGACACCCGCAUCUCAACACCAGGAGGCUGGUGGCGAGGACCUGUGUGCACUCUGUGGGAAACACCUCUAUAUCCUGGAGCGUCUGUGUGCUGACGGCCGUUUCUACCACCGGAGCUGCUUCUGCUGCCGUGUCUGUGAGGCCGCACUGUGGCCAGGUGGCUACGAACAGCACCCAGAAGAUGGACAUUUCUACUGCCUCCAGCACCUGCCCCAGCCAGGCCACAAAGAGGAUGGCAGAGCCAGAGGCCCUGAAAGUCAGGAUCUCCCCACACCAGGUGAGAAUAACAUGCCAUCCAGCCCCUCAAAUCCCAUGGCCUCUCAGGAAGAGGCCAGUCCUGUCCCAAGCCCCAGCCAGCCCACCCGUCGGCUGAUCCGCCUCUCCAGCCCAGAACGCCAGCGAUUGUCCUCUCUUAAUCUGACCCCUGACCCAGAAAUGGAGCCUCCACCCAAGCCCCCCCGCAGCUGCUCUGUCUUGGCCCGCCAGGCCCUGGAGGGCAGCUUUGUGGGAUGGGGAAUGCCAAAGCAGAGCCCCGAAGUUCUUGUGGCCAUGGAGAUGGAGGAAGGGAAUCCCUCCUCCAGUGAAGAGGAAGAGGAAGAGGAAGAAGAUGUGGCUUUGGACUCAGACAUGGAACAAGCUCUGCUGACUUUCGCCAAGAACUCAGGCACUAUGAACAAGUACCCAACAUGGCGGCGGACCCUGCUGCGCCGUGCUAAGGAGGAGGAGAUGAAGAGAUUCUGCAAGGCCCAGGCCAUCCAGCGGCGUCUAAAUGAGAUUGAGGCUGCUCUGAGGGAGCUGGAGGCCCAGGGAAUGAGGCUGGAGCUGGCCUUGAGGAACCAGAGCAGUUCUCCAGAAGAGCAAAAGGCACUAUGGCUAGAACAACUGCUACACCUCGUUGAGAAGAAAAACAGUCUAGUGGCUGAGGAGGCUGAGCUCAUGAUCACGGUGCAGGAGCUGAGCCUGGAGGAGAAACAACUGCAGCUGGACCAGGAGCUACGAGGCUACAUGAACCGGGACGAAGUCCUAAAGACAGCUGCUGAUCGGCAGGCUGAGGAGCAGAUCCUGAGGAAGCUGGUGAAUGUGGUGAACCAGCGAGAUGCCCUUAUCCGCUUCCAAGAGCAGCACAGGCUCAGUGAGCUGGCAGCAGGGCCAGGGGCCCAAAGCUAGAAGAGGGUGGACUGCCUGCCUUCUUCCCUACAAGACCGCCCCACCCCAGGACAGUGCCACCCUGCUCAUCUGGGCUGCCUGGGAGAGGCCUUCACUGUUUACAAUAAAACUGUUUGCCAC